Colletotrichum karsti is the source of this 1740-nucleotide messenger RNA. RefSeq names its product major facilitator superfamily transporter. Lineage: Eukaryota; Fungi; Ascomycota; Sordariomycetes; Glomerellales; Glomerellaceae. Gene Ontology annotation, biological process: transmembrane transport. The record is from RefSeq and is a predicted model, not a curated record. Gene Ontology annotation, molecular function: transmembrane transporter activity. The coding region runs from base 1 to 1740 and encodes 579 amino acids. The transcript has 3 exons.
AUGGCGGUUCUGUCUCGCUACCUGCCCUUCUCCGGGGCGACUACUACGCUGCAAGCAGUGACAUAUCUCCUCGGCAUCUCUCUUUUCUCGAUUUCCUUUCUCGUCUUUCUCAACAGCAGCGUAUCGUUUGUCAUUACCGACUUAAUUGGCGUCAAGGAUGGCGUCGGCGACAUCGUCGGCACUCUCGGCUUCGUCGACGAGCUUGUUGCGCUCGUCGCAUGUCCGGUUUGGGGAUUGAUCUCGGAUCGGCUCGGCGUAAGAUGGGUGGCCGUCAUUGGAUAUGCCGUCAUUGGCGCUGCCUUGAUGCUGUUCGUCCAGGCGCGCAAUGUGUAUCCUCAGCUUCUUCUGGCGCGCAUCUUCUUUGCCAUCGGCGCGACUGCCGCCGCCACGAUGGUAACGGCUAUUUUGCCGUCUCUGACAGACGAUAACGACAAGACCGACAGCUCACCGAAUGUUGCGAAGCCCGUCCACAAUCCCCGAAACAGCGUCGCAAUGUCGCUCGAGUCCGACAUGACCAUCACCCCGGCACGCUUUCACGGAAUCGGCGGAAACGGACAGGCGGCGGGCGAUGUAGACGAGGCGAAAGCUGGAAAGCCAUCGGCUCUCGCGGGCUACGUUGGGGUCUUUACGGGAUGCGGCGCGCUGGUUGCGCUGUCCCUAUUCCUCCCGCUUCCAGCUCGCUUCGGCCAGAUCGAGGGUAAGCCACAGAGCGAAGCUGUCGCGGACAGCUUUUACGUUGUGGGAGCCGUUGCGUUCGUCGUGGCCAUUUUUGUCUUUUUCGGGUUGAGAGACCUGAAAGGCGAGGAGGGUAAGGGCUGGAGCGUUCUGCUCGGAUUGAAGAAGACUGGUAGCUCCGAAGACGACACCGACGAGCCCGGAUCGGGCCACCCACACCGGCCGAAGGUUCUGCCAUACUUUCGUCUGCUCCGAGACUCUAUCACUCUUGGGUUUACAGAUUCCCAGAUCGCCCUGGGGUAUUUGGGCGGCUUCGUUGCCCGCGCAUCCACUGUCGCCAUCUCCCUCUUCCUUCCUUUGUACAUCAACACCUUCUUCAUUGGUAACGGGUACUGCAAGGGAAACCCAAACGACCCUAAUGAAGAAUUGAAGAAGGAGUGCAGAUCUGCCUACAUUCUUGCAUCGACAUUGUCGGGCGUGGCUCAGCUCUUCGGCCUGAUUGCUGCGCCUGCCUUCGGCUACCUGAACAGAAAAAGGGGCCGCUUCAACUUUCCUAUCAUAAUCGCGACUGCCCUCGGAAUCGUCGGCUACAUUGCCUUCCCUCAGUUACCUAGCCCGGAGUUCAAGGAUGUUGACGGCAGAGGUGGUAGCCCAUUUGUGUUCCUUCUGGUCAUUCUCAUCGGUAUCAGUCAGAUCGGCGCCAUUGUCUGCAGCUUGGGCUCCCUCGGCCGUGGUGUUCUUACCGCAGACAUCCCCAAAUCCCAGCAAAUUGACACGGUCGAGGACUCGGCGGAGGCCAUGGAAGCCUCAACGGAAGCUGCGCCUCUGCUGCAGCAUAAUGCCAGCGUGGACGCAGUGUCGCGAGUGCGACUGAAGGGCUCCAUCGCUGGCAUGUACUCCUGGUUCGGCGGAGCAGCGAUCCUGCUGCUCACGAAGCUGGGAGGCUUCAUGUUUGAUAAUGUGUCUAACGGCGCGCCGUUUUACAUGAUGGCGUCAUUUAACGCCAUUCUUCUCAUUGCCAGUUUGGGCAUUGAUGCGGGUCGUCUUUACAGAGACCGCCAGUAA